AUUAAAUUAAUUGUGUAAUAGAUAAUAUAUGUGAAAAAUUAUUGUGCUUCUUUUACACAUUUAAUUAUAUGGAUCUAACACUGAUUGGUUGAAAUGAAAUUAGUAGAUAUCAAGUUAGUUAUCAAGAUAUUUUAAGUUCUAUCGAAGCAGACCUUAAGCCACAUACAAAAUAUUCUCCAAAUUCCAUCGAAGAACUAUAUCCGGACUUGAAGUUACAAGAAGUAUCGAAAACUAUAAAAUUAUUAUUUAAAGGUUUUAACCGAAUUUGAGCCUCGUCUGCUACCACGGCAUAGAAAAGGACAUCAAACUAUUGAGUAUCAAGUACCAACGGAGGUAGAAGAAGGAAAUCGUGAGUGUACCGGAAAGGAAGGACUUUUGUAUUGGCAAGUGCACUGUUGACGUAAAUACGUAACUUAAGCAAAAGGUUGAAGUGUACGAGGAAACACGACGGCGUCGACGACCUGUAGCAAAACACCUGCUUUACUUAAAACGAGAGACGGGGACACGGUGACGGCGGGGGCGGCCAUACUCAAACAACCGCCGAGCGAAGUGCGCGGCACAGCGCAGAAAUGAGACGAUAAUAAAUCGUAUUAUAUUGUUCAUAAACCUGGGGAAGAGGUAACGGGUGUAAGUAUCACCGUUGAUACGUUGGAUAAAGAAUUACGAGUAAAAGUGAAAACAGAAGUGUGGAAAGUAUAGAAGAAAGAGAGGAAAGCGGCCCGUCGAAUCGAGGCGCAGGGGACGGUAUGAGUACAAAGACGGACGUGAACAGGCGGGUCCUAGCGAUUCAAGCUAAAAAAAAGAGGCACAAGCCAAGCAAGCGAAAAGGGAAGGGAAAUUCUCAGGGCGAAUCAGAUACAUCAGGUGCUCAGUGCUCAAAAGCACCGGCUGCUCGACAAGGACAAGGAUCGGGUUUCUAUCAGGAUGCUUCGGCACAGAGACCAUAUUCCAGCGAUAAUGGAAACAGCUCAAGUAAUGAAACAAUAGAGGACGAUGAUGAAGUAUAUAGUAGCGAAGAUGAGGAGCAGGAAGAUAGCAGCGAUUAUUGUAAAGGAGGAUACCAUCCUGUCAAAAUAGGAGAUUUAUUCUUAAAUCGUUACCAUGUAACUCGUAAACUUGGUUGGGGUCAUUUUUCAACAGUAUGGCUCUGUUGGGACUUACAGGAUAAACGAUUUGUGGCACUUAAAGUGGUCAAAUCUGCAUCUCAUUUUACUGAAACUGCAUUGGAUGAAAUUAAAUUAUUAAAAGAUGUGCGCGAUACAGAUCCUAGCGAUCCUAAGCGCAAUAAAACCGUCCAGUUGCUCAAUGACUUCAAGAUCAGUGGUAUUAAUGGUCUGCAUGUUUGCAUGGUAUUUGAAGUGCUUGGACAUAAUCUUCUUAAAUUGAUCAUCAAAUCCAACUAUAGAGGAAUUCCAAGAAACAAUGUUAAACGUAUCAUCAGACAAGUUCUUGAAGGUCUUGAUUAUCUUCAUAAUAAAUGUAAAAUUAUUCAUACAGAUAUUAAACCCGAAAAUGUUCUUAUUUGUGUCGAUGAAGCUUAUAUAAGAAAGUUGGCUUGCGAAGCUACCGAAUUGCAUUCUCUUGGAAUGAAAUUACCGGUAUCUUUAAUUUCGACUGCACCAAAGGAAUUUCAAGAGCCCACUCCAAAUUCUAAGAUGUCAAAAAAUAAGAAGAAGAAGCUCAAAAAGAAAGCUAAGCGACAAAACGAACUGUUGAAAAAACAAAUGGAACAAAUUGAAGAACUUGAGGAGCAAAAUAAACUAGCGAAUAGCACAAGAGAAAACGGUGAAUUAGAAACAAAUAGUCCGGAUCAAGAUAUAAAUACAGAAAGUAUAGAAGAUAAUACUGAAAGCAAAGGUUCACCGGAUAUUUCAGAACCGUCUGCACCUUCAUUGCAUAUAAAUGGUGUAGAUAGUUUAGCAGGUGGAGAGAAAGUAGAAAAUCAAUUACCUCAACAAUCUGAAAAGAUGGAUAAUGCAAACUUAUGUGAUGUAGAAAAGAGUUGUGGAGAAGGAGCAUUAUCACCCGAUCAUGAAGAUGCAGACGAAUGUAGUCGUAAUUUACAUCCACCUGAAAGUAAACAAUUAAAACGAGCAUCCGUAGCUCCUUUAGAUCCUGCCUUAGUGGAAUGUGAUGUCGAAGUAAAAAUAGCAGACCUUGGUAACGCGUGUUGGGUCAACAAAAAAUUUACAGACGAUAUUCAGACUCGUCAAUACAGAUCGUUAGAAGUGUUACUAGGAUCUGGAUACGAUACAUCUGCGGAUAUAUGGUCCACUGCCUGUAUGGCAUUCGAAUUAGCAACCGGUGAUUAUCUCUUUGAACCACAUAGUGGCAAUUAUUAUUGCAGAGACGAAGAUCACUUAGCUCAUAUUAUAGAAUUACUUGGAGAAAUACCUAGGCACAUUGCUCUUUCAGGUAAAAACUCGAAAGCGUAUUUCAAUAAGAAAGGAGAAUUGAAACGUAUUACUGGAUUGAAACCUUGGGGACUGUACGAUGUGCUUACGGAAAAAUAUGAUUGGUCACCAAGAGAAGCACGUGAGUUUGAAGAGUUCCUAACUCCGAUGCUCGAGUUUGACCCGAGUAUGCGAGCUACAGCAGCAGAGUGCCUGAAGCAUCCGUGGCUGCAAAUCAAAAAACAAAUAUCGUAUGGCAGUAAAGAAGAAUGUACAGUUCAAUAAUUAAUUUUUAUUAAUUAACAUCCAACAUCCUACUGUGAAAUAUUUUUUCAUGCAACAAAUAGUUUAUGAAUAAUUUAAAGCAGUUAAAUUAGCUGACUUACUCUACGUACUGUUAAGAUGUAUAUCAUAUAUAUAUACAUAUAUGUAUAAUGUACAAUACUGAAGAAAGAAGACGAGUUUCUGCAUCAUGACUGACAUUUUGGUGAAAUAAUUGUGGCAAUGGAUAUACAAUGUUAAGUUCUGUGCGACCUUCUUUACUUUGAGCUAUUGACUGAUUAUUAAGCUCUCUGCCCAUAAGUUGUCUUCUAUUUUAUAACGAAGAAAGCGAAACAGUACAACUCAACUGGAUAUUCAACAUCAUCACGAACGUAUUUUGUAUCGUUGAAUUCUGUUUAUGCUUCCAAACGAAUGUUCUGUUUCGCUUAAUCUGCCAAUAUUAAGAUCAUUCGAUUAACAGAAGAAAACAAAGAGAACAAGUGUGAUUAAUUAAAAGCAUUUUGUACAACACAGGUGGAGACGCAUACGAAAAGGAUAUUUACGAAUUAAGUUAUAUAUAUUAAAUGGGAACUGCAUACGUUUCUUCUUGAUGAAGGAGAAGCAAUGAUGAUUUGAAAAUCGUUUUACAAUUUUUAAUUAAAUUAUAUUGAUUGUCGUUGAACGAAUUUCGUAAGUAAAUAUGAUUUUGAUACAAUUUAGUGGUCCAUCGCAUCAUUUGAUAGAAAUUCAUUUUAAAUGUUUAAAAGAAAGUGUAUUGAAGGGGGAAACGUUAACUUUCACGAUGUGUAGAGAACACACAACGACCAAAAUCAUAACGAGACGUUUGAUCUUAUUUCAUCUAUAUCUGUAUCCUUAACUAGAGAAACCUCUCUUCUACCCUUGCUGUGAUUCAUGAGAAUCUUCAAGUAUGUGACACUAUGUCGUCUUAUGAAUUUAAAACAAAUUCUCUUCGUUUCGAAGUAAUACUCGUCUUAACGUGUGUGUUUCUUUUUUUUUUCCUUACAAAUCAUGCGAUCCCACUGUAGUUACAACCUUGGGACUGAUAUGAUAGCAAUCCUGUUGAAUUUGUACAGUAUAACAACUGAAGUUAAUUAAUAGAUAUGUAUGUAUAUUAUGUAUAACCGGUAUUAUCCAGUGAAAUGCGGCCAAUGAAAUGCGAAUGAUACGAGUGCAUCAAUUAAGGCAUAAAAGGGAAUGUAUUCUUCAAGUUAAACACAUCUCUAGUUUCUACCGUCCUUAACGCUGAUUGAUCACCGAUCGCCAUGCGAUUGUACGUUAACAAUAAAAUCAAUGUUUUAACGAGAGAGUGUAUAAUAAGAUGUUGACAUUGCUGGACGAAGAGCAUCACUGUGUAAAGCUUUUAACGGUACAAGUAUUCUCUUCUAUAACAAAAUGGAUGGAUCGGUUUCUUUAACAGCGGUUUAACGAAUUCAAAGGACGUGUGAUUUUUCAUCGUGUAGCCGCACAUGUAUAAAUAUACCGAAAUAUAUAUAUAUAUAUAUAUUUACAAACACACAAACAUAUACAUAUUAUACAUAGAAAUAAAUUGAAUGACAGUUUACGUAGGUGUGAUUCGCUGCUUGGCGCUAGGAUAGUUAGGAUGAAAUUAACAAACAUUAAUAGUAAAAAACAACAAAUGUGUAUAGCUUGAUGUACGAGAGUCUCCCAUUUCCCUCUGAAGUUCGAGCAAGUCAUUGUAUUCAUAUUAAAAACGUUUUAAGGCUCGACGUGUAUUGUUUCUCUCUGAAUAAUAAGAGGGUGAUAUCUAUAUGCGUAUAGAAUUUAAAGACCAGUGGGAGAGUUAAGCGAAGUCGAGAAUACUGUAUCGACAGGGACCCAAAUUUGAAACUUCUUCAGAGAUCUAUAUUCCAAUUGAUAGGUCUGAACAAUGAACGGUGUAAUUGGGAUCAUCAACAAUGGAGGAGGUUCAUUUUAAUUUCUCCAAUAGAAUUGGGUCUUUGAGAAAGCUUCGUUGCCGUUUCUUCUCUGUCAGUCUACUCUCGUUCAAGCGAAAUAUUGAAAGAUAGCGUGCUACAAAUUUAAUGAGAGAAAUUGUUAACGCACCGAGGAAGAACAAGUGAUAAUCAGUACCAAGGAAGCGCGCGUAGAGAUACUGGAAUCACUAGAAAAUACAAUGUGUGUGAUUUUUGUAAUAUUACAACGUUAAAAAAAAAAACCGAGGGUUUUGUCGAACGGAUGAAACGAAGAAGAUAAAAAUCAGACGUUUGAUAAGAGGAAAAAUAAUAAUAAUAAUAAUAAAAAAGAAGAGAACAAAUGGUUUCAAGUGAACCCCAAAUUGUAUUAUGUAAAUUGUGACGUGUAUGACACGCAUCUAUGCGAUAUAAUGUAAAUAUUGAAAUGUAAUUGGGGGUUUUACACAUUUUUAGACCGAACGCGUCUGCAUUAUAAACCGAUAACGUUAGGAAGUGCUGAGAAAACCCAGUCCCAACGGAUUAUAUUGUGACCUGUAAACGACUACUUUAACCGAAUUAUAAUCCCUUGGAACUUUUUCUGUAAUAAAUGGGUGAAAAAUCGAGGUAUGACGUAUUGUAAUCUUACGGAUCGGUAUGUAUAGUCGUACUGGUCAUAGCGUUUGUAGAAUCAUUUAACUCUGCAUGCUUAGCCGAUUGCUCGAUGUUGUACAUACACACGUGUACCGUACUGAGCAACAUUAAUAAGAAUAUAAACUGUAUCGAUAAAAAUUGCAUAUAGAGAUGCUCGUGAUAUACGAUCAUUUUUAGAAAUUUAUUGGAUGAUCAUCCAGUGCGUGAAUAAUAUUUGAGCAGAUAAUACGUAUAAUUUACAUUGACUGGAGCAUCGACAUAAAAAAAAGCAAACAAAUGGGAGGCAAGUGUGGUUUUCCAUGCUAUUAGACAAUACUUCAAUGUUAUAGCGAGGAUAAUAUCCUUUAUUAAAGUUGACUUCAAAUAAAACGUGCCCCAUGUAUAAGGAAAUAAUCUUGCGCGUUUAUUAGAUUUCAAUCGCACUAAAGAAAAAAAAAAGAAAGAAACAUUUUACACUUGGUUCAAACUUAACGUGAAAUUCAUUACGGUGUUUCCUGUAUUUAAUAUAUUUUUGCAUUGAACAAGAAACAACUUAUCAUAGAAUCAAAACGCGUACGUUUUUUCUAUGUACGUCCAUGUCGUACCAUUGCACU
Messenger RNA from Osmia lignaria (orchard mason bee), 5832 nucleotides. It is a transcript of the gene SRPK, whose product is annotated as SR splicing factor protein kinase. Gene Ontology annotation, cellular component: nucleus; cytoplasm. The record is from RefSeq and is a predicted model, not a curated record. Lineage: Eukaryota; Metazoa; Arthropoda; Insecta; Hymenoptera; Megachilidae. Gene Ontology annotation, molecular function: ATP binding; protein serine/threonine kinase activity. Gene Ontology annotation, biological process: regulation of mRNA processing; peptidyl-serine phosphorylation; spliceosomal complex assembly.